Spea bombifrons (plains spadefoot toad) is the source of this 1521-nucleotide messenger RNA. It is a transcript of the gene B3GNT4, whose product is annotated as UDP-GlcNAc:betaGal beta-1,3-N-acetylglucosaminyltransferase 4. The record is from RefSeq and is a predicted model, not a curated record. Bases 90 to 1184 code for a protein of 364 amino acids. Lineage: Eukaryota; Metazoa; Chordata; Amphibia; Anura; Pelobatidae. The transcript has 2 exons. Gene Ontology annotation, molecular function: hexosyltransferase activity. Gene Ontology annotation, cellular component: membrane.
UAGCGGGAAACUGCUGCCCCGCGGGACGGGAGAGAAGCAAUGAGGAGCCAAUAAUAGAGAACGAGAAAGUCGAAACUUUCAGCCCAGCAAUGUUUCCAAGAUUUCGAAGUUUUUUACUCUAUGGUUUUUCUCUAUCGAUAUUUGGCCUUUUUGUUUAUUUCCAAAAAGAGAUGAAGUUCAGUUUGAAUUCUGUCGCCUCUAAACAACCAGUAGAAAUAAAGCAAAAACAGUUUUUCUGGGCUCCUCGUUCGAAAAAAGCAAUUCACUGUUCUCCAAAUAUAUCUGCAAUCAAUGCUUCACAACCCCUUCCUCAUUCCCACCGUUUAUUCCUAAUGUACAAACACUGCCGCAAUUUUUCAACACUUUUGAAGCCCCAAAAAUGUGACGACGAUAUCUUUUUGGUAUUGGCCAUCAAGUCUCUUCCUAUUAAUAUAGACCGUCGCAUCGCUAUCAGGAAUACAUGGGGAAAGCAGCAAGACUUUCAGAACCGCAAGAUCAAGCUAUUGUUCCUACUCGGUAAAACUGAGGCCAGUUCACCCUCUAAAUCACUCCACCAACUUCUGGCUUAUGAAAGCGCCGAAUUUAAGGACCUAAUCCAGUGGGAUUUUGUGGACAAUUUUUUUAAUCUUACACUUAAGGAGAUACAUUUUCUACAGUGGUUUGCCAAUGAUUGUGCACGUGCUAAAUUUGUGUUGAAGGGAGAUGAUGAUGUCUUUAUCAACACGUACAACAUUGUUGAGUUUCUUGAAGGGUUGAAUCCAGAUGAUGACUUCUUAGUUGGCGAUGUGAUCCGAAAUGCUAUCCCCAUCCGUAACACCCAAGUGAAAUAUUUCAUCCCGCAUUCUAUGUACAGUGGAAUCAAUUACCCUUUAUAUGCUGGUGGUGGGGGCUACCUUAUGUCAAGAAGGACUACUCACCGUCUUCAUACCACCGCUGAAACCACCGACCUCUUUCCAAUAGAUGACGUUUUUGUGGGCAUGUGUCUAGAAAAGAUGAAAGUGACACCACAAUUUCAUGCAGGUUUUAAAACAUUUGGAAUCCAAAGUCCAGUAAAUCCAUUUGACCCAUGCUUGUAUAAAGGCCUUAUGUUGGUGCACAAAUUAAAUCCUACAGAAAUGUGGAUUAUGUGGACUUUGGUGAAAGAUAAGGCGAUGAGGUGUGCACAGUUGAAGAGAACUUUGUGACGCAAGCAAAAAUUGUAUUAUUAUGUGUUGUGAUUUGAUGAGCAUCAGAGACUUGUUUACUCAUCCCAUAAAGUACUGUAUUACAGGUCGGGUAAUUUCAAUUCUGUACAUUAUUGGUUUGUUUGCUCAGUUAGGCCUUUUGAGUUCUCCGUGGUUGAUGCGUCUUUUCUGCAUGAGCACAGCCACUUCUAGAUUGAUGUAAUUCCCACUGAAUACACUUGCCGCAUUGUACCUAUAGAAUAACCUUAUUUUUAAGCCUGGGAUUUUAAUUGUCUUUGAUUUUCAAAAUGGCAUUUAUUUUGAAACUUGUCCCUCCAAACAAGACCGAAAAACAAAA